AUGGCAUCUAUAUCACCAGCAUGGUUCAAAGAAAAACUCGCGCCAGACGGCUGCGUCGAGGAUGGCUGCCACCCCGACGAAGCGCAGGCUCUGCAGGAGUACAUCGAAGGAAAAACCACCGCUGAACAAGCAGCCUACACCAUCACGCGCCCCGUCGCGACCUCCGCAGAGCCCGGAGACAAUCUCCACCGUCUAUGGGGUCUUCUGACCGACGCGCUGGUCGAGUGGCCGUCCGCAGAAGAGACGUCUGCGUUGAUCCAGCUCAUGGCUGCCAUCGAACAUCUCCCCGAGGAAUCGCAUCUCACGGACCGCGCAAGAGCCUCGCUCCACCAUGGCCCUCCCUGGAACGGCCUCCCUGGGUUUGGCCACCAGUGGUCAGACGAGCACAAGCGUGGUGACUGGCGACGAACAAUAUCUGAGCAGCAGCAGAUAACCACCUCCGAGAGAGCUGCUCUCCGCGCUAAAGUGGUCAAGAUAGCCAGCAUCGAGGCCCAAAUGGUGGCCGCAGGCGUGGGCGGCAUCCCCCUCGACUGGGGGUACGAGUGCAUCAGCGAAGCGCUCGAACGCAGCGAUGCGGUCCUCGAUUUUGAGAUCCCUAUGGCAGCGGAGUGGUUCAAGGUUGCGGGCAGACUGAUCUAUGAAGGGGCAGUGCAUGGCGAGAGGAGCUGGGCGUUGGAGAAGAGGCAGGAUUUGUGGAAGGGCCAGAAGGAGAUGAGUCUGGUAAGAUGGGAGUUCUGGGAAGGGCGUCUACAAGGGCUGGCAGAGCAGAACGAGACGCGAGAUGCUGCUGAGGAGGCGCUUCGUGCGAUGCAGGUGGCGAAGAAGGAGUAUGUCAAUGGUGUUUCGUAG
This is a messenger RNA of Rasamsonia emersonii CBS 393.64, 849 nucleotides long. RefSeq lists its product as uncharacterized. The transcript has a single exon. The coding region runs from base 1 to 849 and encodes 282 amino acids. NCBI's taxonomy places the organism in Eukaryota, Fungi, Ascomycota, Eurotiomycetes, Eurotiales, Trichocomaceae. The record is from RefSeq and is a predicted model, not a curated record.